Colossoma macropomum (tambaqui) is the source of this 4340-nucleotide messenger RNA. It is a transcript of the gene nceh1a, whose product is annotated as neutral cholesterol ester hydrolase 1a. The record is from RefSeq and is a predicted model, not a curated record. Gene Ontology annotation, cellular component: membrane. Bases 28 to 1332 code for a protein of 434 amino acids. Gene Ontology annotation, molecular function: carboxylic ester hydrolase activity. The transcript is spliced from 5 exons. NCBI's taxonomy places the organism in Eukaryota, Metazoa, Chordata, Actinopteri, Characiformes, Serrasalmidae.
UUGUUUAGAGUUCAGAGUGAGCUCGCGAUGGCAGCGCGCUCGGAGUCGCGCGGAGGAGGAGAAGGAGGCGGAAAAGGAUGCGGAGGAGGAGGCAGAGCAGUGUGUGUGAAGCUGCUGUGUGUGUGGAGUGUGUGCUCUGCUCUGAGUGUGGCCUACCUGCUGUACCUGCCGCUGCCCUCCGCGCUCUCGGAGCCCCUCAAACUCAUGGUGGUCGCAGCUACCUUCAGGGGGGUCACUCAGGCGGGUGAUAUCGGUCAGUCUCUGGGUUUGGUCCAUCAUAUCCGGCUGAUAAACACCGUAGUGACCGGGUUUGAGAGUUUGGUUCCUCUGGACUAUGAGCACAUUCAGACGGAGGACACAGAGUUCAGUGGGGUUCAGGUACGCGUUUAUCAGCCCAGUGUAAACACACAGGACGGCCUGAGGGGGGCAGUAGUGUUCUUCCAUGGAGGAGGGUGGUCACUCGGGGCUCCAAAGCUGGGCUCGUACGACCUGCUGUGCAAGAAGAUGGCGUCUGAGCUGAAGGCAGUGGUGGUGACGGUGGAUUACCGGAUGGCUCCGGAUGCGCGUUUCCCGGUGCAGUUUGAGGACUGUCUGAAGGCCUCCAGGUUCUUCCUGCAGCCGAAGGUUCUGCAGCUGUACUCUGUGGAUCCUCAGCGCGUGGCCGUGUGUGGAGACAGCGCGGGGGGGAACCUCGCAGCUGCAGUCGCCCAGCAGAUCGGCCGAGACAACAGCACUGCUGGAAAGUUCAAGCUCCAGGUUUUGAUCUACCCCGUGCUCCAGGCUCUGGACUUCAACACGGCUUCGUACCAGCAGAACCAGAAGAUUCCCAUCCUGUACCGCGAGCUGAUGGCUCACUACUGGCUGGAGUACCUGGGCGCAGAUCCUGAGCUCAUUCAUUCGCUUCUGCUGAACAACCACACGGCGCGCGACCAGAAGCUCGCCGACCCGCACCGAGCCAAACUCGACUGGACCAGAGUUCUGCCCAGAGAUGUGACGAAACACUACAAGCCUGUGAUUCCAGCCACCGGUUCUCCAGGGAUCUUACAGAAGGUUCCGGCCCUGCUGGACGUCCGAGCGGCUCCCCUGCUGGCCGAUCUGGAGGCGCUGAGGUCAGCCCCUCGCGCCUACAUCAUGACCGGCGAGCACGAUGUGCUGAGGGACGACGGGCUGAUGUACGUCCGCAGGCUGCAGCAGGCCGGCGUCUCCGUCACCAACCGGCACUACGAAGACGGUUUCCACGGCUGCGUUAGCUUCGCCUUCUGGCCUUCGUACUUCGCCGUCGGCAUCCGGGUGGUGGACGACUACAUCGCCUGGCUUCGGGAUCAUCUUUAGUUACUCGUUUUAUCCUCCCUGGAGUAUCUCUGCACUGUAAAUCACUGCUGUCGGAUCAGCAUCUCGUAACUCCACGUCAAAACAUGAUGAACGGACCAAUAGAAAUGAUCCUGAUCUACUGAGAAUAAAACCGCAUUUCAUUAACAGACGAUAAAACCUAAAAGCGUUUUUAAUGCUCUUAUAAAGUUAAGCUACUUUUUUACUCUUUGCUGCUCUAGAACACCUGAACCAAUCAGCUUAGCAGCUAAUUAACCUCUCCAGGCUCCACCCACGAAAACCCACUCAACCUAAAGUAGAAAUCUUCUACAGUUAAAUCAUGAAAAAACUGAAUUACUGAUUGUUGAUACAGAAACUCAGAGAAAAAUGAUUUUUGAGAAACUUCUUCUUUAGCUUCAUCUACCAAACCUGAGGUACGAAACCUGGGUGUGAUCUUAGACUCUGAGCUCUGUUUUACCUGCAUGUAAACACAGUCACUAAAGCAGCUUUUUACCGUUUCAGAAAUAUCGCUAAAGUUCAGCCUUUUCUCUCUCAGAGCGACGCAGAGAAACUUGUUUAUGCAUUUGUUCCAGCAGAGUUGAUCACUGUAAUGAUCUUCUUACUGGACCUCCUAAGAAAACUACACAUCCCUUACAACUCGGACAAAACGCAGCAGCAUCCUAACAAAAACAACACAGAGAUCAGAUCAGUCCCAUUUUGAAAGAGCUGCACUGGCUGCCUGGAUCAUUCAGGAUAGAUUUCAAGGUUCUGCUACCAGUCUUUAAAGCUCAAAACAACCUAGCACCUACUUACAUCACAGAGUGUCUGUGUUUAUGUUCCAGCACGUAAUCUAAGAUCUGCAGAUAGUGGCCUUCUACAGACACCCUCUGUAAAAUACAGAAAACAUGGAGAGACUCUUUCAGUUAUUCUGCUUCUAAACUGUGGAGCUCAGUUCACCUUUUAUUAGACAGUCGAGCUCAGAGCUCACUUUUAAGAAGCAUCUAAAACGUCUCUCUUUAACUCAGCAUUUAACUAAAACUGAAUGUCUCGUGGUUUUUAUCUUGUAGUUUAAUCUUCAUUUUCUUCUGAUUCUAAUAAAGUUCUAAUGAUCUCUUCUAUAACUGUUUUAUCACCUGCCUGUAAAGCACUUUGAGCUGCCACCGGCAUGAAAAGUGCUACAUACAUAAAAAUAUUGAAUUAUUAUUAUUAUUAAUGGUUUAGCAUUGCUAGCUAGCUAAGUUAGCAUCAUAGUCAACACCACCAGCCACUGUAGCAUGACGGACGUUACGUAUCUGAUUUGUAAACAUUGCUGUUUAGCUACGUUUAGCUUAAGUGUAGCUUACACUGUUGGCUGCAACUUGGCCAAAGUUACUCUAAGGGAUUCGCUAGCGUUGCUAUCUAGCUAAGUUAGCGCAGUAGCCUACACUGCUAACUGCUGUAGCACAGCUGAUGCAACCCUAGUUGCUAGUUAGCUAAGUUAGCAUUUCAGCCUCCAGCAUUACUGUAGCACGGCUGAUCCAAGUCUGAGGGACUUGGUAACAUUUCUAAUUAGCAGUGUUACAAAUUUGAUUACAUUUGAAUAGAGAUCCAGAAAUAGUGCAGAAUCUUAAUAUUUCUACUUUUUACUUCUCAAAAUUUUUGAUUCAAAUGUUUUACAUUAUUUCCAGAUGUAAAAAAAAAUCUCAGAAUUUCAGUCUGGUCUCAGAAUUUUGGAUCCCACUGUAUUAUGAUUUUUGUGAUUUUUGCCAAUGUACAGUAUCUAUAGUAAAACAUGUAGGUGGGCGGAGCCUGGAGAGGGCGUGUUGAUUCAGAUAGAGCACUGAACUGUGAUGCAGAGGGAUUCAGAAACACUGCCUUUGUAUUUUACAUUGUAGAAGAAGCAGAGCCCUGUUACGUCAGCAGGAGACUGCAGAUCUUAACAAAGUGUUUGAAAUGUAUUAAACUGAGUUUUUUGUAGUCACAGUGAUCAUAGAGUAUUAUUCAGACAGUGUCCUCUUGAGCUAAAUACUCAAUAAUUACUCACAUAUUUGUUUGAAAAACACUGAUAAUUAUUCUUUUAUUACACUCUGAGACUCACAGCACUUAUAGAAUGAGCACUUUAGAAAUUCUGUGUGGUUGAACAGACAGACUGUCUCACUGAAGAGCAGCACAAAUUACAGUGAUUUUACGUUGUUGUUGUUGUUGUUGUUGUUGUUGUUGUUACUUAUUGAAAUGUGCUGUUCCAUUAAGUAAUCCAGGUGUUCUGAGUGUUUGAUGUUAAAGCUGUAAUGAGUAAAACGCCUUAAUCAGACUUAAAGUGCAGCCUUUACGGUAUUUAAUAUUAAAGGGUUCGAAUCAUGAAGAAACAGAUUUUUAUGAAGUAUUAAAACGUUCCAUUCAUUCCCCAUUAAAUAGUCUGUAUUUGGAAACUAGAAUACAAAAAUAUCACAUUUUGAAUAAACUGUUGUUGUGAUGUCAUGAAAACCAAUGCAAUUUCAUACAUAAUCUCAGGAUUGCAGUUAAGCCCCGCCCACCCAGCCUACAUCUGUUAAGCCCCGCCCACCCAUCCUACAGCAGUUUAGCCCCACCCAUUCACAGUUUCAGCCUGGACUCCUUGUUAAAUGAGGCACAAUACAGAACAGCCAAUCAGAACAGCUCAUUUACAUGCAUCACUCUUAAAGGCACAGUAACAGCCUGUUUGACUGUAAGUACUAAAGAGAGGCUGGAAAAAAAUCAUAUAGAAAUGAAUUACGACUUUUUGUACAUAAAACUACGUCUGAUUUCCUGUAGAAAGCGGUUGAUAGAACUCAUUUCUGUGCUUGGUGCUGUUUUCUCUGUGGGGUUUAUGGGCUGUGAUGAAUGUAGCAUUUUCAGAUUGGUGUUCAGAUCAGUUUGUGUUCCAUAGACCAUCAUUAUAGUGAAUCGUUAUAUAUAAGUGCUGUUUGUGAUGAUGAGUCUUCAGUUUCUACUCUGCAUUAUUUCUCUGUGAACAAGUUUCCUUAUGAAAUAUCACUGUUAAAUGAAAUAAAGGUAUAAACCGUGUAGAAACUGGA